GGCCAAGUCAGGACCUUUUCGGGGUGUAGUUUGUUAGAGGAGAGGGUCGCAGUGGUACACUAAUCUACGGCGUUUGAGGGUGGACACAAACGCAGCACCUCUAAUGAGCCGCUUCCUUUACUUCCCGGAAACACAAAGCUUCAUUCACCAAGAUGGCGACACUGACUGUAAGCCGGCCACAGCUCGGGGGUUUCAGUUUCGAAAACUGCAAGAGAAAUGCAGUUUUGGAAUGUGAAGCUAAUAAAGUGGGAUGCAGCUUGCCUGCUGCUCGGAAAACAGGAACUACCAUCUGUGGUGUUGUCUUCAAGGAUGGCGUCGUCCUGGGGGCUGACACCAGAGCCACUGAGGGCAUGGUGGUGGCAGACAAGAACUGCUCCAAGAUCCACUACAUCUCACCCAACAUUUACUGCUGUGGAGCAGGAACAGCUGCAGACACAGAGAUGACCACUCAGAUCAUCUCCUCCAACCUGGAGCUGCACGCCCUCUCCACAGGCAGGCUGCCACGCGUGGCCACCGCCAACCGCAUGCUCAAACAAAUGCUCUUCAGGUAUCAGGGCUACAUUGGGGCUGCUCUGGUCCUGGGUGGAGUGGACUGUAAUGGCCCUCACCUUUACAGCAUCUACCCUCACGGCUCCACUGACAAGCUGCCCUACGUCACCAUGGGCUCUGGGUCCCUGGCUGCCAUGGCAGUGUUUGAGGACCGCUUCAAGCCUGACAUGGAGGAGGAGGACGCCAAGCGGCUGGUGCGAGAUGCCAUUGCUGCAGGCAUCUUCAAUGACCUGGGAUCUGGCAGCAACAUUGACCUGUGUGUUAUCACCAAGGGCAAGGUGGACUACAUCCGGCCCCAUGAUGAGGCCAACAAGAAGGGGGUCAGAACUGGCGAGUACAAGUACAAACGAGGAACUACUGGUGUGCUGACGAAGGUGGUGACCUCGCUGGCGCUGGAGGUUGUGGAGGAAACUGUACAGACUAUGGAUACCUCCUAAAGUUCUUGUACAAUGUUUUUCUUGAUGUAACUUGCUCUCCUUUAGAAUUCCUAACACAAAUGGCAUGUUUUUCCAUGAUUUACAAUAAAAGUGUUUGAGCUGA
This is a messenger RNA of Micropterus dolomieu (smallmouth bass), 1089 nucleotides long. It is a transcript of the gene psmb7, whose product is annotated as proteasome 20S subunit beta 7. NCBI's taxonomy places the organism in Eukaryota, Metazoa, Chordata, Actinopteri, Centrarchiformes, Centrarchidae. Gene Ontology annotation, cellular component: proteasome core complex. The transcript has 8 exons. Gene Ontology annotation, molecular function: threonine-type endopeptidase activity. Bases 153 to 986 code for a protein of 277 amino acids. The record is from RefSeq and is a predicted model, not a curated record.